AAUAAUAAUUAAAUAACUAUUCAAAAUUCAUUUUUUCAUAAAUGACACUCGCACUCUUUGCUCAAACGAUUAAAACUCACAACAAAAGUCCAUAAAUAUGCAUUGUAAAUUAAACGUCGAACAUGAUGAUAUUCAAAAAUCCUAUAAAUCACAGAAUAUUAAUACUCAUAAAUACACAUUCUUGAAUUUCAUAGUUUUAGGAUGAAUGUAUCACUAGUAGCACAGAUUCAUAUGUCAAAUUAAGGUUAGAACACAAAAAAUCGGCUGUGUAGCUCUAGUUGCACAUUGUUUGUCAUUAUCUAUUAGAAAUUGAAGAUAUUCUAAUAGAUAGAACGAAAUCGUAAUUGUAGAAAAAAUACGUAACUACAAAUACUAGAGUUCGGUAAGAAAGAAUCACACAGUGUAGAUUAUUGCAAACGUUUCACGAUGUACUGCACUCAGUGCUCUACAAGAAGGAGAAGAGACGACAGGUGACUGGUGCCUGCGCCAUGCGCAUUGCUCGCUCGACCUCGGCAACACUCGAGCACGCUCGUCAUUGCUCGGGCGCCUCCGGCGGCGAAUGGUGGGGCGAGCAGUGUAUCCGUGACGUCACAUAAUUAGAGUAAAUACAAAGUAGUCUUGAUGGGACAGCGGCGUGCGCCGCACCGUGAGUCGCUGGUCCGCGCGCGUCAAACCUAUAUCGUUUCGAUACACGCACACCGCGUUUGUGUAGCUCGUGAUAUAUUGCGCUAUGUGCCGUCAGUGUGUGUGUACCAAAGGAUCCUAGAUGACUGUGGGAAUAGUAAGUGACACUCGUGCAGCAAAGAAAUGGAAAAGAUAGAGUUAUUGGGCGGUGCUUGCUUCAGCCACGGCCCGUACACGUUCUACAAAGCGGUUAGAAUAGGAAAUGGUCGUGUACUUCGCCUUGGAAGCUUCUUCCUCACGAAACUGUGGAGCGAUGCCGAUCUUGUCAGCAUCGGGGAACUUCAGCUGUUGUGGAUGGACAGCCGGGGACCGAAUCAACCUCUGGCAUCGUUGCGGUUAUACUUCUUGCCGGAGAACACCCCGGAUGGCCGAAGGGACACGCAUGGAGAGGGAAAAGAAAAGGGAACUAGAAGAAGAAGAAGAAGAAGAAGAAGAAGAAGAAGAAGAAAAAAGAAGGCAGUAGAUGCAGAUCUGUAUGUUGUUCUUGCGGCUUUCAUAUUUUCCGGAUUUUAUUCAAAACCAUAUUUGCAUUCUCAUUAUUUUUUUGCCUCCCUUUCGUUGAAGUUUCUCUGAAAUUCCGUCGAGCUCCAUACUUAUAUUUUCCAUCUUCUCUAAGCAUUAAAUUCGUUUUCCUUUCUCUCUCUCUUCUCUUCUUCGCUUUGAGGGCGCAAGUGAUAAAUACAUUUUUUAUUAUUAUUAUUACUUUUUUUUUUUUUUUUGGAAUAAAUGAAAACGUGGCAACGUUUAAUUUCGAGCAAUUUAACAAUCGAAUCGCGUCUUCGAUUCUUUUAACGAUUCUUGGCUCAUUAAUUGGCUAAUUGUUAAAUUGCAAGAAUCGCAUUUACUUUGUUAUUAUCGAUAAUCGGUAAAUGAUGAUUACAGGUUGUAAAACCCGUGAUGGAAGACUUCUAGGUACUUUUUGUUAAUUGUUGGCAAUAUAUAGAGAAUAUUAAACGGAAUAAAUAUAUACGACCAUUUUGCAAGGCCUCGGUCCAUGAAAACUUGGUAAUGAUGUUAUUUAAAUGCCUAAUAUUGAUUGAGGAUGAUAGUAUAAUCGCGUUAAUAUGCAAAUGUAUUUAUACAUUAAUUAAAUUUAUACGUGGAUAAUGUCGUUUGCAAAAUAUUACCGUAACUGAAUGUAUGAAUUACGCUUGACAUCAUCGAUUAAUUCAUCCGGCA
Apis florea (little honeybee) is the source of this 1863-nucleotide messenger RNA. RefSeq lists its product as uncharacterized. Gene Ontology annotation, cellular component: nucleus. The record is from RefSeq and is a predicted model, not a curated record. Gene Ontology annotation, biological process: regulation of transcription by RNA polymerase II. Gene Ontology annotation, molecular function: transcription cis-regulatory region binding. Lineage: Eukaryota; Metazoa; Arthropoda; Insecta; Hymenoptera; Apidae.